Cynara cardunculus var. scolymus (artichoke) is the source of this 1572-nucleotide messenger RNA. RefSeq names its product calreticulin. Gene Ontology annotation, biological process: protein folding. The transcript is spliced from 14 exons. Gene Ontology annotation, cellular component: endoplasmic reticulum membrane; endoplasmic reticulum. The record is from RefSeq and is a predicted model, not a curated record. Gene Ontology annotation, molecular function: calcium ion binding. The coding region runs from base 28 to 1257 and encodes 409 amino acids. NCBI's taxonomy places the organism in Eukaryota, Viridiplantae, Streptophyta, Magnoliopsida, Asterales, Asteraceae.
AGACGAGCGAUCUCACUCUCUCUGCCCAUGGCGACACACAGGUUAAACCCUAGCGGUAUCGCUUUUCUCUCCCUACUACUCUUCAUCUCGAUCGCUUCUGCUAAAGUSUUCUUCGAGGAACGUUUUGACGAUGGAUGGGAAAGCCGGUGGGUUAAAUCUGAUUGGAAGAAAGACGAGAACAUGGCGGGGGAAUGGAAUUACACCUCUGGUAAAUGGAAUGGAGAUGCCAAUGAUAAAGGUGUACAGACCAGUGAAGACUACAGGUUUUAUGCCAUAUCUGCUGAGUACCCUGAAUUCAGCAAUAAGGAUAAAACACUAGUCUUCCAAUUUUCUGUCAAGCAUGAGCAGAAGCUUGACUGUGGUGGUGGCUACAUGAAGUUGCUUAGUGGUGAUGUGGACCAAAAGAAGUUUGGYGGCGAUACCCCCUAUAGUAUCAUGUUUGGACCUGAUAUCUGUGGGUAUGCCACAAAGAAAGUCCAUGCAAUUCUUACAUACAAUGGGGAAAACAAAUUGAUCAAGAAAGAUGUUCCUUGUGAGACUGACCAGCUUACACAUGUUUAUACCUUCAUACUCYWCCCUGAYGCAACCUACAGUAUCCUCAUUGACAAUGAAGAGAAACAAACAGGAAGCUUGUACUCUGAUUGGGAUCUUCUCCCAUCAAAGCAAAUAAAGGACCCAGAGGCCAAAAAGCCUGAAGAUUGGGAUGAGAAGGAGUUCAUUGCCGAYCCUGAGGACAAGAAACCAGAGGGUUAYGAUGACAUCCCAAAGGAGAUUGCAGACCCAGAAGCCAAAAAGCCAGAAGACUGGGAUGAUGAGGAAGAUGGCGAGUGGACAGUCCCAACUAUUCCAAACCCUGAGUACAASGGUCCAUGGAAGGCAAAGAAAAUCAAGAACCCCAACUACAAAGGGAAGUGGAAGGCACCUAUGAUUGACAACCCAGAUUUUAAGGAUGACCCUGAUCUCUAUGUUUUCCCCAAGUUGAAGUAUGUUGGCAUAGAGCUGUGGCAGGUAAAAUCUGGAACUCUGUUUGACAAUGUCUUGAUAUGUGAUGAUCCUGAAUAUGCCAAACAAGUGGCAGAAGAAACAUGGGGCAAACAAAAAGAUGCUGAGAAGGCAGCAUUUGAAGAGCUAGAAAAGAAAAAGGAGGAAGAGGAAUCAAAGGAUGAUCCAGCUGAUUCUGAUGUCGAUAACGAUGAUGAUGCUGAAGUGGAGGACGAUGAAGAAGCUGAAGAAAGCGAUGUGAAGGAUGAGCUGUAGAUAGAGGAGCUGAAUUUCAAACUAUCCAAAACAUAAAAUUGAGAUGUGUGGUUAGAAGAAUUUUCUUCCUUUUUUUUCGACAAUUAGGAAUAUGGAAUGCGGAUUUGAAUCACUUCACUUAUGGCAACUAUCAGAAUAUUGUUAGAAAGAAGGGUGGAACAUGUGUGUUUUUGUAUGACAAAAUGCUUCGGUCUAUUGCACUUGUUAAUCCAUUUAACAUACUUAUGAAAAAUGAUUGUUUGACAACGGAUAAUAGUUCAGCAAAUAGUAGCAACAUCGUUAUGGAUCAUCAUUGAAUGUCAAUGGAUUCGUGUU